Messenger RNA from Nannospalax galili (Upper Galilee mountains blind mole rat), 4890 nucleotides. It is a transcript of the gene Mapk4, whose product is annotated as mitogen-activated protein kinase 4. The record is from RefSeq and is a predicted model, not a curated record. Bases 1269 to 3020 code for a protein of 583 amino acids. Gene Ontology annotation, biological process: cell surface receptor signaling pathway; protein phosphorylation; intracellular signal transduction. Lineage: Eukaryota; Metazoa; Chordata; Mammalia; Rodentia; Spalacidae. Gene Ontology annotation, cellular component: cytoplasm; nucleus. Gene Ontology annotation, molecular function: MAP kinase activity; ATP binding. The transcript has 6 exons.
UUUGGCCGAAGGGCUGCCCAGUGUUCUUGGAAGAGGGAAGAAGAGAGGGAGACUAUAUCGUCUUCUGACCUUUGGGUCUUCAACUUCUUGAGUAAGCUACAUUUUAACUUUACAGACUACUUCUGGUGUGGUGUAAUGGGAAGAGCUAGCUGAUCUUCUACACUUGAGGGUAACUUUUUAUGCUUGAAAGCUUGAGGGUUGGCCAGACAGGAGCAAAGCAGAAUAAUGAAAAGAGUGAAGAACUUUUCUAAAUAUAACAGGAUCAAAGUUUAACAUGGCAAAACUAUAGUGCUCAAAAUGAUGGAGGUUCUCUGUUGAGGGAGGAAAGACAGACAAAGGGACAACCAACUCAGAAAGCAAUGGACUGAUAUGAAGGGGAGAAAGAUCAGCCGACUGGACCUUCAGCCCUCCAGCUCUACAUUGGCACCAGGAGCAUUGGGGGAAGGAGACUUUGCCUGAAAGAUGCCACAUUCCUGCAGCACUGAGAAUAGCAGAACAGUCUCCAUCAAGGUGGCGAGGAUAAGUGGCUGAAAGACGAUGUGCCCACAUCCAAAGCGUCUGGAGGUUCCGGGCCUGGCAGCCGAGCCCCUAUUGGACUUGGGACAGCAGGUGUAACUUGGUGCAGAGCUCAUGAGUGGAGUGUGGCUUUCUCCAGCCCUUUCCUUUACCAGACUGGUUGGGGUUUUGGAUUCUAAAAUGAACUGGUAAAAAGGUGAACUGGCAGAAAUGGAAAGAAGCCCCUAGAAGCUUCUAGAAUUCAUUGACUGAAUCCCCUCAUACUGCUCAGAGCACAGAGGGAAGCUGUGGACCCUCCUAAGUAAAGCCACAUAGCUCAGCAAGCAGCUCCUGCAUUUGAGCCAGGCAGCGCCUCAGGUAACAAAGGAUUCAGAGUCGGGGAGUUGCUGCAUAUUGUACUGUGAUCCAUGGUGAUAGAAGAUAAGGAUACUGGCUUUUUCUUCUAAUAUGCCAGAUUUGAAAGGAGCAUGAGCCAUUUCAAGCAUCUAGGAAGGUUCAGGAAGUUGGUAGCAGCCCACCCCCCAGUGCGGGUGAGAACGGCCAGUGCAUCCAGCUGAGCAGACCAGUGAACAAAAGGACCUGUGCCAUUCCUUCUUCUGACCGCUGACAGCAGUGACCUCACCAAGAGCAAAAGCAUCCCUCUGCUGUGAGACUUGACAGAAUGAGGUGUGCCAGGGAAACCACUGGCUGGAGCUCAGCCUUUCCUGACUGCCCCUGCAUCCCACAGCCUGCCCCAGACCACUGAGUCAACCAUGGCUGAGAAAGGUGACUGCAUCGCCAGCGUCUACGGAUAUGACCUUGGUGGCCGCUUCAUUGACUUCAAACCCCUGGGCUUUGGGGUCAAUGGGCUGGUGCUGUCAGCUGUGGACAGUAGGGCCUGCCGGAAGGUAGCCGUGAAGAAAAUCACGCUGAGUGAUGCCCGCAGCAUGAAGCAUGCACUCCGGGAGAUCAAGAUCAUUCGGCGCCUGGACCAUGACAACAUAGUCAAGGUAUAUGAGGUAUUGGGACCCAAGGGCACUGAUCUGCAGGGCGAGCUCUUCAAGUUCAGUGUGGCCUACAUUGUCCAGGAGUACAUGGAGACUGACCUGGCACGCCUGCUGGAGCAGGGCACUCUGACCGAAGAGCAUGCCAAGCUGUUCAUGUACCAGCUGCUGCGUGGGCUCAAGUACAUCCACUCUGCCAAUGUGUUGCAUAGGGACCUGAAGCCCGCCAACAUCUUCAUCAGCACAGAGGACCUUGUGCUCAAGAUUGGGGAUUUUGGGUUGGCAAGAAUCGUUGAUCAGCAUUACUCACACAAGGGUUAUCUAUCAGAAGGGUUGGUGACAAAGUGGUACCGCUCUCCACGACUGCUCCUGUCUCCUAACAACUACACGAAAGCCAUCGAUAUGUGGGCAGCCGGCUGCAUCCUGGCUGAGAUGCUCACAGGAAGAAUGCUAUUCGCUGGGGCUCAUGAGCUGGAGCAGAUGCAGCUCAUUCUGGAAACCAUCCCUGUGAUCCGAGAGGAAGACAAGGAUGAGCUUCUCAGGGUGAUGCCGUCGUUCGUCAGCAGUACCUGGGAAGUGAAGAGGCCGCUGCGCAAGCUGCUCCCUGAAGUCAACAGUGAAGCCAUUGAUUUUCUGGAGAAGAUCUUGACCUUUAACCCCAUGGACCGCCUAACAGCUGAGAUGGGGCUGCAGCACCCCUACAUGAGCCCGUAUUCAUGCCCGGAGGACGAGCCCACCUCGCAACACCCCUUCCGCAUUGAAGAUGAGAUCGACGACAUGGUGCUGAUGGCUGCCAGCCAGAGCCAGCUCUCCAACUGGGACAGGUAUCCAGUGAGCCUGUCUUCAGAUCUGGAGUGGCGGCCAGACCGGUGCCAGGACGCCAGCGAGGUGCAGCGGGACCCACGUGCGGGAUCAGCGCCCCUGGCCGAGGAUGUGCAAGUGGACCCACGCAAGGACUCGCAGAGCAGCUCCGAGCGCUUCCUGGAGCAGUCGCACUCCUCCAUGGAGCGUGCUUUCGAGGCUGACUACGGGCGCUCCUGUGACUACAAGGUAGGGUCCCCGUCCUACCUGGACAAGCUGCUGUGGCGCGACAACAAGCCCCACCACUACUCGGAGCCCAAGCUCAUCCUAGACCUGUCACACUGGAAGCAGGCAGCCGGCGCACCCCCGAUGGCUGCGGUGGCAGCAGACGCAGUGGCACGGGAGGAUGAGCCAGCCAGCCUCUUCCUGGAGAUCGCACAGUGGGUCAAGAGCACGCAGGGUGGCCCCGAGCACUCCAGCCCACCACCUGAGGGUUCUGAGCAACACCUCUCUGCCUCGCCCCCUGGUCAGCCAGCCCCAAACGAUGGCGGUGCCAGUCCCCAGUUUGACCUGGAUGUGUUCAUCUCACGGGCCCUGAAGCUCUGCACCAAGCCAGAGGACCUGCCAGACAAUAAACUGGGUGACAUCAAUGGUGCGUGCAUCUCUGAGCACCCUGGUGACCUCGUGCAGACAGAGGCCUUCUCCAAAGAAAGGUGGUGAGCCCAGAGGGGUUGCUGGAGAACUCCCCGAGCAAGAGGCCUGGUCGAAGGAGGCCUCCAGGCCUCUGCCAUCCCCCACCACCAUCCCCAGCACCCCUUCCACCCAUCUCUGCUGCCUUGGGGUUAGCAGAGCACAGGAGGAUCCGAGGAGGGAGAGGACUGUCCAUUUCUUAAACUGCCUUAAUAACUAGCCUUUAACCUCUGGGAGCAGGGUUUGAACAGAGCCUGACUGGGAGCUAUCACUUUCCCAGCAAAGGGGAGGCCUGCAUUUUAUAAGUGACAAUGUACUUAUACUGAGGAAAUAGGUCUUGGACAGCCAUCUAACACCCCCUACUUCAGUGUCAGGUGCAGAAGCAGGUUGCAGUCAUAGUUUCUAAGCCAUGUGAAACACCCAGUCUAAACUGGACCCAGAGAAACAAAGUGACUGGCUGAGGAUCACAGGCCUAGCAAUUGUCAGGGUAAGCUCUGAAACCCAGGCUCCCUGGGCGGUGUCUGACCAUAGUAUGUCUUCCUCCACUGGAGUCACUCUGGCUUUUUGGUUCGAGAACUUGGUCCAACAUGCUUCUUUCUUAUCCAUUAACAUUUGCCCCAUACAAUAUCCUUUUAUUUGGAGCAAUGUUUCUUGUAUUCUGAAACUGGAAACUGAACCAGUUUCUUUCUCCUAGUCACCCAGCAUAUUUUCUCUGGUUCCCUAAGUACUUAAAUGUCCUCACCUGCCGCCUCCCUGUUUUUGCCUCAGCUCUGCAUGGUCCGAAGUUAUUGCUUCAGACUGGAGCAGUUUGGGGUCUGCUGGUAAGUUCAGUUAUCUCCCAGGCCUGUGCAUUCAGCUUCCUCCUGCAUGCCCAAUGCACUUUCCUGACACCAAGACACAGUCCCCAUUCCCCAGUGGAUGUCGUUGUACAAGGGUGAGUUUGAAGACAACAAUUCCAAUAAUCCCUCUGAUCCACCCCCAGAAUCUCACCCACCCCACCCCUCCAUACAGCUCCUCUCCAAGCCUACCUCGGGACCAAAUGUUCUUGGCACAAAUUGCUCAUUUGUAAGAAAAAACAAUAAGGUGCCUGCUAUAGAGCAGAUGAAUUAGGAGGGAAGGUAUUGCAGAGGACCCAUCUAACUUCAUUAAUGCUGCCCUUGAUUUUGAGCAUCCAUUUAGUCCUGGCCAAGAACAGUCCCUAAAGAAAUGCACUGGACAAGGAACCCAGAAAGAUAAGCUAGGUGUUAAAGAAGGGGUGCCAACCUCAAGUGUCCUGAGGAGUCAGGCACUGACAUGGAAACCCCAUGAUAAAGAAAGGAACUCAAAGCAACCACGCCCCUCAUAGCUUAGGCUAAGAUGAACAUCCCUCUACAGAAGCAUAGACUGGGGACACCAAUAGCUCCCAGUCUGUCCCUGAACACUUUGCCAUUUCUGCCACUGUUCUAUCCUCACAUGCCCCCGGCCAACACCCCAAAGAUACCCACAGGAAGUCUAACAGGUCUGUUGGGAGAGGAUCCCUGGGUUUGGGCUGUGUUUACCCUCACUUUGCAGCACCUUAAAUCUAGCAAACUAUGAUUUGUACAUUGAAACUGUCAAUUCAUUAGAAAGUUAUAUUUUAAAGCAGAAUUAAUCACACUGACCAGUUUUUAAAUGGAAAAUAUGUAAAUAUGAAAUGUUUAGGGUUUUUUUUUCCUUUAAGAAAACAUAAUGCAUACCACUCCUCAUGUGCCACUUUGUCCUCAGAUGGAGGCUUUACUUUUUGAGGAGAGCAGCAAUCUGACUUGACCAGGAGUUCACUGAGAGUUGUUAUUACAUCAGAAUUGUUAUAACUAAUCAUGUUCAUAAAAGAAUCUAUUAGACUUUAUUAAACUUGAUCAGGAUGAGCCAAAUAAAGUUUUAU